Molecule: messenger RNA, 4294 nt
Organism: Mastomys coucha (southern multimammate mouse)
Lineage: Eukaryota; Metazoa; Chordata; Mammalia; Rodentia; Muridae
Product: baculoviral IAP repeat-containing protein 3
Exons: 9
Coding region: 1448-3256 (602 amino acids)
Biological process (GO): regulation of apoptotic process
Cellular component (GO): nucleus; cytoplasm
Source: RefSeq, a predicted model, not a curated record
UACAUGCAGAUGGAACACUCGUAUACAUAAAAUACAUACAUACGUACAUACAUACAUACAUACAUACAUAUAUCUUUUUUAAAAAAAAGUGCCCAUGCUCAAGAAAGAUCCAAAACGAGUGUUGGUUAUCCAGAAGAAGUUAUAGUCAUCCUUCUGCAGAAGUUUGCUGAGGUCGCUGACAUGUUGUAAGACUUCAGCAAUCACAAAGAACAAGCAGGAACAGAAUGUUCUGAUAAGCAUAACAAACUUAGAGGAAGUAAGACAGAUAUGAGAGUCCACCCACGGGGCCAUUGAUGUUUUAAAGGUCCUCCCCGGAGGUCUUUUCAACAGACUGCAAGGAUUAAAAUGGCAAUGCCUACAUUAUUUUGAUAAGUGAGGCAGCUUAUUCAGAAAAAAAAUUUCAUAGCAUGACUAAGUUUCCAUAAACCUGUGGAGUCAGAGGGUUGAGCUAAACUGACUCCAUGACAGGCUUUCAGGAGCCAGUUCAGGGACUAGGCCUAAGUUUCUAUUUCCCAGAACUAAACAAACCAGUCCCAAGAAAACCCAUAACCUGUGGGGCAGUCAAUCAGAAACUGCCCAGCCAUUUAGCCUGAGGUACCUACUCUGCUUUUUCCUUCAGUCUCUGAGGAAGACUUCUUUCCUCUCCCGUAUGUUUCUGUCCCCAGUGUCCCUACUGCUGCCUCUGCACAGCUGGUGCAGGCAGAGGGAGGGGAAAAUCCCAACCCCACAUGGAAUCAGCCCCACAGUUGGGGCCAACUACCACCUGAUCAAGGGAGAAGACAGUUUAUGACAUACCUUCCCUUAUUCCCUUUGCCGUUAAUGAUCUUUACAAUUGGAAGUUGCAGAUCCCUAAAGUCUCAGAAAACUAUCUACUCUGAUAGAGCUCUUGGACUCACCAACUACUGGGGUGGCUGCCGACAACUGCUCCAGGUCCUCUUUACUACUGAAGAAGGGGAGCAGAUUGUGGGAGCUGCCUAGAAGUUGGUUCUGGGAGAAAAUGGGUUGCCCACCUGGAUCCAGGUCAAUAUUGAUGUGCCCUUUCCUCUGAUUCAGCCAGAUUAGGACCAUAACACUCAUGCAGUUAAGGAGAGGCUCACAGUCUACCACCAGUUUCUAAUGGGGGGUCUCCGAGAGGCUGCUAGAUGGCCUACAAAUUUGUUCAAAGUAAGUGAGAUAGUGCAGGGAAAAGAUGAGUCAUUGAGAAAUUUCCUGGAAAGAUUGAUGGAGGACUAUAUAACCUACACUCCAUCUGAUCCGGAAGCCAGAGAGAACCAAUCUGCCAUAAACAUGGCCUUCGUCAAUCAAGCUGCCCCUAGUAUCUGCCAGAAACUUCAGCACCUAGACAACUUUGUGGGUUAUCAGCCUAGAAGUAAAACCGACCAGAAGCCAUGCACAACACUACAUCCCCAGAGAAAGGCUGGUCCCUUCCCAUCCAUGACAUCUCACCAUGAACAUGAUUCAAGACAGCGCCUUCCAGGCCAAGCUCAUGAAGAGUGCUGACACCUUUGAGUUGAAGUACAACUUCUCAUGUGAGCUGUACCGAUUGUCCACAUAUUCAGCUUUUCCCAGGGGAGUUCCUGUCUCAGAAAGGAGUCUGGCUCGUGCUGGCUUUUACUACACUGGUGUCAAUGACAAGGUCAAGUGCUUCUGCUGUGGCCUGAUGCUGGACAACUGGAAACAAGGGGACAGUCCCAUUGAGAAGCACAGAAAGCUGUAUCCCAGCUGCAGCUUUGUACAGACUCUGAAUCCAGCCAACAGUCUGGAAGCUAGCCCUCAGCCUUCUCUUCCUCCCACAGAGAUGAGCACCAUGCCUUCAUGCUCUGCAAGUUCCGAGAACACUGGCUACUUCAGUGGCUCUUACUCAAGCUUUCCCUCAGACCCUGUGAACUUCCGAGCAAAUCAAGAUUGUCUUGCUUUGAGCACAAGUCCCUACCGCUUUGCAAUGAACACAGAGAAGGCCAGAUUACUCACUUAUCAAACAUGGCCAUUGUCUUUUCUGUCACCAGCAGAGCUGGCCAAAGCAGGCUUCUACUACAUAGGACCUGGAGAUAGAGUGGCCUGCUUUGCCUGUGAUGGGAAACUGAGCAACUGGGACUGUAAGGAUGAUGCCAUGUCAGAGCACCGCAGGCAUUUCCCCAGCUGCCCGUUCUUAAAAGACCUGGGUCAGUCUGCUUCGAGAUAUACUGUCUCUAACCUGAGCCUGCAGACGCAUGGAGCCCGUGUUAGAACAUUCUCUGACUGGCCUUCUAGUGCUCCUGUUCAUCCCCAGGAACUUGCAAGCGCAGGCUUCUAUUAUACAGGACACAGUGAUGACGUCAAGUGCUUUUGCUGUGAUGGUGGGCUGAGGUGCUGGGAAUCUGGAGAUGACCCCUGGGUGGAACAUGCCAAGUGGUUUCCAAGGUGUGAGUACUUGAUCAGAAUCAAAGGCCAAGAGUUUGUCAGCCAAGUUCAAGCCAGUUACCCUCAUCUACUUGAGCAGCUAUUAUCUACGUCAGACUCCCCAGAAGAUGAGAAUGCAGAAGGAGCAAUUGUGCAUUUCGGCCCUGGAGAAAGUUCGGAAGAUGUCAUCAUGAUGAGCACGCCUGUGGUUAAAGCGGCCUUGGAAAUGGGCUUCAGUAGGAGUCUGGUGAGACAGAUGGUUCAACGUCAGAUCCUGGCCACUGGUGAGAACUACAGGACGGUCAGUGACCUCGUGAUAGGCUUACUUGAUGCAGAAGACGAGAUGAGAGAGGAGCAGACGGAGCAGGCGGCCGAGGAGGAGGAGUCAGAUGAUCUAGCAUUAAUCCGGAAGAACAAAAUGGUGCUUCUUCAACAUUUGGCGUGUGUGACAGCAAUGCUGGAUUGCCUCCUAAGUGUAAGAGCCAUCACUGAGCAGGAGUACAGUGCUGUGAAACAGCAACCACACACCUUGCAGGCAAGAACACUGAUUGAUACUGUGCUAGCAAAAGGAAACACCACAGUGACCUCAUUCAGAAACUCCCUUCAGGAAAUCGACCUUGGGUUAUACAGAGAUAUAUUUGUGCAACCGGACAUUAGGAGUCUUCCCGCAGGUGACAUUGCAGCUCUACCGAUGGAAGAACAGUUGCGGAAACUCCUGGAAGAGAGAAUGUGUAAAGUGUGUAUGGACCGAGAGGUGUCCAUUGUGUUCAUUCCCUGUGGCCAUCUGGUCGUGUGCAAAGACUGUGCACCCUCUCUGAGGAAGUGUCCCAUCUGCAGAGGGACCAUCAAGGGCACAGUACGCACAUUUCUCUCCUGAACAGGACUGAUGGCCCAUGGCUGCAACCCCAGCCAGGAGGAGCAGAAGUUCAGUAUCACUCCCAGCUCCAUAAGGAACUUGAAGCCAGCCUGGACCACAUGAGACACUGCCAAACAAACAAAUAUAAAAAUGAAAAACAUGGGAAAAAAGAAAAACUUUUGUCUAAACUCAAAAAUGAAUGAGUUACUUCUAUAAUGAUUUUAAUUGGUUUCCUUAAAAGUGCUAUUUAUUCCCAACUCAGAAAACUGUUUUCUGUAGACAUAUUUACAUACUACCUGCAUCUAGAGCAUACCUGUUCAUAUAUUCAGAUGCCGAGAGAGAGGGUUUUGUUCUUGAUCCUGAAAAGCAGAGACUGCCUGCACUCCUGAAGUUCUCAGAGAAGAUUUACAGUGUUAGUAUUUAUGGUUUAGAAAUUAGGAUCAUCCCCAGUUGCUUUAAGAACCCAGGCGGUGGUGGUGCACACCUUUAAUCCCAGCACUUGGGAGAUAAAGGCAGGUGGAUUUCUGAGUUCAAGGCCAGCCUGGUCUACAGAGUGAGUUCCAGGUCAGCCAGGGCUAUCUAUACAGAGGAACUCUGUCUUGAAAAAUAAACAAACAAACAAAAAAACAAAAACUGGGAGCACAGAUUUCCAUGUGUUUUAUGCAUAUAAAUUCUUGUUAUUUAUUGGAUAACAUUUUAGGGAUAUUAAAUUUUUAUAAAGAAUUUGUGAGAAAAAAAUAAUAAGGCAACAUAAUUACACUUUUUUAAAAAAUUGAUGCUUGGCAGGUUUACCACAUCAAGAUUCCUACAAUAUCUUUUUAAGAUUCUUAAAUGAUGGGACAAGGAGAUGGCUCCAUCUGGAAAGUGCUUGGCACAGAAACAUGAGGAUCUGCGUUUGAGUCUCCUGCAGCCCCAUAAAAAGUCAGGAGUUGAAGUGACAUUUAAUCUACAGGAAUUGGUUCAAUACUUUUGUCUCAGUUAGGGUUUUAUUACUAUGAAGAGACAUCAUGAUGGGGGCAACUCAAAUAUUAAAUAAAUAUUAAAAACAUAUUUAAUUGG